AUGCCAGCUGGGGAGCGAGAGGAACUACCUGCCCCCGCACCCUCCCCGGGCCCACGCUAUACCCACCUCCUACCCACCACGGAUCAAGCCCGGUACCCACCCGAUACCCAUUCAGGACUCUCGGUACACCCACCCUCUUACCCACCUCCCCCUGCCCAGCCCCAACCCACCAAGGUCCUCUCAACACCCACUCUAUACCCACACAUCGUAGUACCAACGGACCCUCACCCCACCCCAUACCCAACUCCCACCCACCCCUCCCGUACCUGCAUCUACCAUACCCCCACCCACCCCCGACUCACUACCCACUACCCUCUACCCAUUCAUGCCCACCCCUAA
Molecule: messenger RNA, 339 nt
Organism: Penaeus indicus
Lineage: Eukaryota; Metazoa; Arthropoda; Malacostraca; Decapoda; Penaeidae
Product: proline-rich protein 2-like
Exons: 1
Coding region: 1-339 (112 amino acids)
Source: RefSeq, a predicted model, not a curated record